AUGUACUCGGCGAUUCGGUCGUCGCUUCCACUUGAUGGCACCAUGGGGGAAUAUUCCGACGGAACUAAUCUUCCCGUCGACGCCUGUUUAGUCCUAACCACUGACCCCAAGCCCCGGCUUCGCUGGACAUCGGAGCUCCACGAGCGAUUCGUCGACGCCGUCACCCAGCUUGGUGGACCCGAAAAAGCAACACCCAAAACGAUAAUGAGAACAAUGGGAGUGAAAGGUCUCACUCUCUACCACCUAAAAUCUCAUCUUCAGAAAUUUCGCCUGGGGAGGCAAUCCUGCAAAGAAUUAACUGAAAACUCGAAGGAUGUUUCCUGUGUUGCGGAGAGUCAGGACACAGGUUCAUCUUCAACAUCAUCAUUAAGAUUAGCUGCCCAAGAACAGAACGAGAGUUAUCAGGUCACCGAAGCUUUGCGUGCGCAAAUGGAAGUCCAAAGAAGACUACACGAGCAGUUAGAGGUGCAAAGGCGGCUCCAGCUAAGGAUCGAGGCACAAGGGAAGUACUUGCAAUCGAUUCUUGAGAAAGCUUGUAAAGCCAUAGAGGAGCAAGCUGUUGCCUUUGCUGGACUAGAGGCGGCUAGGGAAGAGCUUUCAGAGCUAGCCAUAAAGGUGGUCUCAAACGGGUGCCAAGGAGGAACAACAACGAGCCCUUUCGACACGGCCAAAAUGACUAUUCCGUCCUUGUCUGAGCUUGCUGUAGCGAUAGAGAGAAAGAACAACUGUUCAGCAGAGAGCUCUCUGACUUCAAGCACAGUGGGAAGCCCGGUUUCAGCUGCGUUGAUGAAGAAGAGGCAUAGGGGAGUGUUUGGAAACGGGGAUAGUGUGGUUGUCGGUCGUGAAGCCGGCUGGGUUAUGCCUAGUAGCAGCAUUGGGUGA
Molecule: messenger RNA, 882 nt
Organism: Thlaspi arvense
Lineage: Eukaryota; Viridiplantae; Streptophyta; Magnoliopsida; Brassicales; Brassicaceae
Source: the annotation of a GenBank genome assembly